AUGCCGCGGGCCCGCGCCGGCGUCCUCGCCGCCCUGCUCCUGGGAGUGCCCGCCGGAGCCGUCCAGCUGCAGAGCGUCGCAGCAGCCGAGGCCUCCACCGCGGCGGGCGUCCCCGCCGACACGCCGUCCGGCGAGGAGCUCGAGGGCACGCCGCCGGAGCUCCCAGGGCAGGCGCAGGGGGAGAACCAGGAGGAGAACGCGACACAGGCCGCGUCGGCCCCAGGGCGCAUGUGCAGCGCAUCCAGUCUCGCCUGCGGCCCAGCUCGGCCGAGGAGCGCCGGCUGCUUCGUGUGGCUGCCCAGCGGCUGCAAGAUUCCGCAUCACUUCCACGCGAAGUUCAAGUGGCGGAGGGACACUUGGGGCGAGGCGAACGCGCAGGCGGGGCAGAGCGAGAAGGCGUGCAAGGCCCGCAAGCAAGCGUUCGACGCGUGGUGUGGUGUGACGGACACCGUCAUGCUGCUGACAUCUCCUCGGGAGGUCUUCGUGGAGGAUGAAGGGGGGCAGGGGGAGGCGCCAGAGGCGCCAGAGUCGGUGCUGCAGGCAGUUGCCGAGGCUGACGCGGCGGCCAAGGAGGCGCGGGCCGCGGACGUGGUCGACUCGCUGCCCGAGGCGGCGCCGGCCCUCCCCAGGAGCACGGGCUGCUUCGUGUGGCUGCCCAGCGGCUGCAAAGCCCCGCGCCACCUCCACGCGAUGUCCCACUGGCGGAGGGACGCGUGGGGCGAGGCGAACGCGAAGGCGUCGCAGGGCGAGGAGGCGUGCAGGGCCCGCAAGCACGCGUUCGACGCGUGGUGUGGUGUGACGGACGCCGUCAUGCUGCCCUUGCUGGCGGCCCCCCACGAGGGGGCGGCCGGAGGCUCGGGCGGCCCGCCCGCCACCGCGGGGCCGCGGGCCAGCGGCGCGGCCGCGGCGCCUCCGCCGGCGGACGCCGAGGCAGGCCAUGCGCUGAAGGUGCGCAUCUUCGCCUAG
Molecule: messenger RNA, 966 nt
Organism: Prorocentrum cordatum
Lineage: Eukaryota; Dinophyceae; Prorocentrales; Prorocentraceae
Source: the annotation of a GenBank genome assembly